Echinostoma caproni is the source of this 738-nucleotide messenger RNA. Lineage: Eukaryota; Metazoa; Platyhelminthes; Trematoda; Plagiorchiida; Echinostomatidae. The record is from the annotation of a GenBank genome assembly.
GAACCUCCGGAUGUCCAAUUCGAAGAUCUAUGUUCUGCCACCAAUUUGCCUAUGCUCAAACGUCAUGGAUGUCGCGGACCGGGUGGAACAGUAUGGCUUCGAGCUAAACUUUUUCAAUUCGUGGAGAAUUAUCGACCCGCUUAUUAUGGCACAUGGCGUCGUGGAAGUCACAUUGUCACAGGACGACGACCUUUCGCUCGUGAUCAAUUGGAAUUGGACUACACGGUGGAUUCGGAUGAUGAAUGGGAAGAGGAAGAGCCGGGGGAGAGUAUCACUCAGUCUGAUAACGAAGAAGAGGAGGAAGAAAAAGAGGAGGAGGAGGAGGAAGAUGAAGAUGACCAAUUUUUCGUUCCACACGAGAUGAAAAUGUUGCGUCAACGUUUGUCGGUCGUGGAGUACGAGGCGGCGCAUCGUCGUGGUAUGCAGCGACUGAAGCCGUUGGUUCUCGGUCCCAUGUGGCUUCCCAACCCGAUUGAGUUGCCCUCAAUCACCCAAGUGGGUGCGGAUUCGGUGCGUGAAUUGGAUGAGGAGAAAGAGAACCUCGAAUGUGUUCGUUCCCACGGGGCCAGUGUCAGUCUGGGUGUGGAGAAAGCCGAAUUACAAUUGAUCCGAUCUGCACUGAGUGUGUACCGGAGUGCACCAUUUCGGUUCUCUAUCCGAGUGAAAUUCUUGAACAUUUUGCAGUUCGUUUUCUUCACUCGACAAAGUCGUUACUUUUUGUAUUGGUUAGAACGGUAG